AUGGUUGAUUGGGUUAGUCUCGUCCUGAAAAGCAUUUAUUACUAUGGACAUCUCAUAGGUCUGAGUAACUUUGACUUCGAUUGGAAAACUGGUCGUGCGUACACCUCAAAAAGGAGCACUUUCUACGCGAUUUUCGUUGGUUUGAUGUUUCCCACACUGCUGGUUUUCCACUGGUCCGGGAGGACCCAGUUUAAAGUGAUAUUCGGGAAUGCCAACAUGUUGCACGAGUACGUCAUGGUCCUGAUGAGCGGCCUGAGGAUAUCGGCUGGCCUGUUAACGCUGCUCAGUCAAUGGCGAAGUCGCCGACAGGUGAUGCAGCUCUCCCGUUCUCUUUUUCGCCUGUACCAGGAGCGAACCGAGGUGAAGCGGAUGUGCCAACGAGGAAUACUGACAAAGUUUUGCAUUGCCAUUGCGACGGACUGCGUCCAAGUGUGGCUCAGCCUGGAUGCUUUGGACAGUAACGUGGACUUCAGCAUGUUAUUUGGACAGUUUCUAGUCUACUCAUUGACGUCAAUUGUUAACUUGGCCGUGACCCAGCACUACUUUGUCAUGCUCUUCAUCCGCGCCCGGUACCUGCUGCUCAAUCGGGAGCUUCGUGAGGUGAUUGACGAGGCGAACGAGCUCAGCCACAGGCCGCCGCGAAGGGGAGUCUUCAUCUGCAGGUGCUGCGCCCUGGCCGACAGGGUGGAGGCGAUAGCCAGUCUUCAAGGAAAGUUGCAAUCGAUGGUACAAAAAAUUCGAGACUUAUACGCCAUUCAGGGCCUGUUGGUCUUUUCGGGGUAUUAUCUCUCCACGGUGGGCACUGGUUACCUUGGGUACACCAUUGUCAAGCAUGGUCUCAAGGAUCUUGGCAUGAGCUACAGAAGAUUAGCUCUGAUUGUGUGUUGGUGCCUUUUCUACUACUUGGAUGCCUUACUGAAUCUGUUUGUCACAUUUUAUUUUCUGGACGAGCACCAGAAAACGAUCGUCUUGAUGGAGAAGCGAACGCUAUUCGCACCGGGUCUGGAUGUCCGCCUGGAAGAAGCUUUUGAGAGCCUGCAGCUGCAGCUGAUACGAAAUCCACUGAAGUUGAUUGUCAUGAAGGUCUUUCCCAUCAGCCGCAGCUCUACCACUGCCAUGUUCGGCUCCAUCCUGUCCAACUGUAUAUUUCUCAUUCAAUACGAUAUGGAAUACUUUUAA
Drosophila subobscura is the source of this 1179-nucleotide messenger RNA. Its product is annotated as putative gustatory receptor 36c. Lineage: Eukaryota; Metazoa; Arthropoda; Insecta; Diptera; Drosophilidae. The transcript is spliced from 2 exons. Gene Ontology annotation, biological process: sensory perception of taste. Bases 1 to 1179 code for a protein of 392 amino acids. The record is from RefSeq and is a predicted model, not a curated record. Gene Ontology annotation, cellular component: membrane.